This is a messenger RNA of Acomys russatus (golden spiny mouse), 387 nucleotides long. Its product is annotated as ATP synthase F(0) complex subunit C1, mitochondrial-like. Gene Ontology annotation, molecular function: proton transmembrane transporter activity. The coding region runs from base 1 to 387 and encodes 128 amino acids. The transcript has a single exon. Lineage: Eukaryota; Metazoa; Chordata; Mammalia; Rodentia; Muridae. The record is from RefSeq and is a predicted model, not a curated record. Gene Ontology annotation, biological process: proton motive force-driven ATP synthesis; proton transmembrane transport.
AUGCAGACUACCAAGGCACUGCUCGUUUCUCCAGUUCUGAUCCGCUCCUGUUCUUCCUCCCUCCUGAGUAGACCAGAGGCCCCAUCUAAACAGCCUUCCUGCAGCAGCUCCCCUCUGCAGGUGGCCGGACGGGAAUUCCAGACCAGUGUUAUUUCCCGGGACAUUGACACAGCAGCCAAAUGCAUUGGUGCUGGGGCCACCACAGUUGGUGUGGCUGGAUCGGGGGCUGGCAUUGGAAGAGUGUUUGGGAGCUUGAUUAUUGGCUAUGCCAGGAACCCAUCUCUCAAGCAGCAGCUCUUCUCCUACACCAUCCUGGGCUUUGCCCUGUCUGAGGCCAUGUGGCUCUUCUGUUUGAUGGCCACCUUCCUUGUCCUCUUCGCCAUGUGA